AUGCCUCUCUCAACAGGCUACACAUCGUCUCCGGACAAGCCAUCGCUCUUCAGCCGGCCGCUAUCUGACACCGAGACACCUUUCGUCUACGCCAUUACAGCGCCAAGGCCGUUCAUUCGCGAGCCGGUCCGCAUACACAUAUUUGCAGAUGUCGCAAUUCCUGAAUCACCGACUUCGGCAACUUCUGCUCUUCGCAUGGCCUGGAAAGCUCUGAGACUGCUUCAUGAGCCUGACAUCGCAACCACUUUUGAUCCCGCUACGAUGGAGAAGGUCUACGAGGUCGAGGACGAAGCGGGGGUGGAAUGUUGGCUCAAGCGUACUUUCAUGGUGGCCGCGCAAGGCGAGAGUGUUGAGGAAGUCGUACGCCGAGAGAAGUCGCGGACUGAGCACAUGCCGGUCUGCCAUGUUAUUCCCAAGCCGAGUUACGCCCCGGCUGCUGCUGAGCCGCCUACACUCAACGCAACAAUUCUUCUACUCUUCUCCCACUGGCGCACGGAAGCUUCAGGCGUUUACAUGCUUCUGAAUCGCUUGCUGUUACUGGCAGGUGACAUUUUAUCAUCCUCGCACAGCAAGACAACCCUCGCUUUGCAAUCACACACGCCCGGAGAUGAGAUAUCGCUCCUCACUCCACCACCUGAAGACAUGGCGUGCCCGGUACCAGACAAGUCCGUGAGCGAUAAUGAAGCGAUCAGACGCACCGUCCAUACCCGAUUCGAGUCUCAUAGGCUCAAACUGCCUAGCAUUGAAGUCCCAAGUACCAAUCCAGCAACACACCCUACCGGAUCUGUUCAAGUGCAUCGUGUUGUCUUCUCGCAAGCAGACACGUCCAAGGUCAUUGCAGCCUGCAAAGCGGCAAGCCCCAACGUCAGCGUCACCGCCACCUGUCUUGCCGCAUAUCUGCUUUCGAUCUGGCCACUGCUCCCCAAGAAUCGUGACUCGUGGUUUGCGAGUAUGAUGCCGGCGCAAAUGCGUACGAGGCUGUCAGCGGAAGGCACGGAGAUGUACAAGGCAAUGGGAUGCUGGAACGCUGCGCAAAUGCUGUUGCUGAGCAGCCCUCCACCCACCGCUGCGACUAGCUCUGGCAGCAAGCAGCUAACCUUCCUUGAGCGUACACGAGAGUUGCACGCACAAGCAGCAAUAGCAAAUCGUCCACAAUGGCUGCUGGAGAUGCGUGAGCUCUCCAAACAAUCAGCAGCUUUCUGGGCGAGUAUCCCAGCUGGGUCAGGCGCCGCGCCUUGGUUCACUUCAUUGGGUGAUCUUGAACGAGGGGGACUAUUACAGCAGACAUACGACAUCAGAAGUUGCGAAGCUCACGAAGCCACCCAGAUCAAAUUGGAACAGAUAUACGGCUGGGCAGAUCCCGUUGGCAUGGGCAUCGUCUUGACGGUUUGGACUUUUAGAGGCAAGAUGAAUUGGCAGAUUCAGUGGAAUGACGCCUAUCAUGAAAGGGCAAUUGUCGCCGGGAUUCUCAAUGCCAUGACAGACGAGAUUGCUAAAGGUCUGCCGAAUCUGCAGGAGGCCCUGGUGCCCAUCGAAGUGGUUGAGAAUUUAUACUAG
Cyphellophora attinorum is the source of this 1557-nucleotide messenger RNA. RefSeq lists its product as uncharacterized. Lineage: Eukaryota; Fungi; Ascomycota; Eurotiomycetes; Chaetothyriales; Cyphellophoraceae. The transcript has a single exon. The coding region runs from base 1 to 1557 and encodes 518 amino acids. The record is from RefSeq and is a predicted model, not a curated record.